AUGCCGCGUACGCUCCCAGCGUGGGACUUGGCAAUGCAAUCCGUUGAUCGCUCCCAACCCAGCAGGCCUUCGGAGGAACUUUGGGGCUACUGGGUUCCAGAGCCUUCACUGCUUGUUGGGCCCACUACAGAACAACGCGUCGCGCGCUACCUCAUGAACUGGCUUGGGGUCCGUGACCCAUGGCUGUACCUCCUCGCUCUUCCAGACUCUCCUGCGACGCGCGUGGGGCCACAGUGGUGGCGAGACUUCCUGAACGGCGAUACGAACGCGGCGGCCACCACUGUGACCAAUCGUCGCACCCAGCGUUUGGAGAAGGUCAAAGAGGUCUUCUGUCGCGCGUUCCUGAUGGAGGAUUUCCAAGAGCGAGACUCCGGCGCGAUCGAGUGGUUCCACCGUCCCAUCACCGCGGUUGAUGCAACCACUGGACCACUGAUUCUCUGGGAGUUGUUUGAGCUCGGCUUCCGCCACGAACUCCUCGCCCUCGACCGACUCUUGGUGCCCAUGCACGGGGUUCCCGACGCGGAUUUCAUCCGCGAGCAAGUUCUCGUGGGUGUGUUCCAUCAUCGCGACCUCUACCGCCUUCACCAGCUUCCGGUCUUCGGCGUAGGCCUCUCCCAUCGCAUGCCGAGCUCGCGCGUCCGGUGCGUCGAAGCCCUCCGCCGUGUCGUCAUGAGAUGGCCACAGUGUCCUUCGCAGAUUGUGGUGGACCCGUCGAUUAACGCACAGACCGUCGAGGAGAUGGAGCGGGCCGUGGCUUCCUUCUAUUGUACCACUUUUUUACUUACUCCGGCCGCGCUCCCCUUGUCCCUCAUGUGUUUCCUGAAUGAACAAUGCUCUUUACGAUACUAA
Epithele typhae is the source of this 849-nucleotide messenger RNA. RefSeq lists its product as uncharacterized. The record is from RefSeq and is a predicted model, not a curated record. The transcript has a single exon. Bases 1 to 849 code for a protein of 282 amino acids. Lineage: Eukaryota; Fungi; Basidiomycota; Agaricomycetes; Polyporales; Epitheliaceae.